Abrus precatorius (Indian licorice) is the source of this 1758-nucleotide messenger RNA. RefSeq lists its product as uncharacterized. The transcript is spliced from 4 exons. The record is from RefSeq and is a predicted model, not a curated record. Bases 472 to 1575 code for a protein of 367 amino acids. NCBI's taxonomy places the organism in Eukaryota, Viridiplantae, Streptophyta, Magnoliopsida, Fabales, Fabaceae.
AUUUUCUCUCUCCUUUUCCAAUCUCAUCAAAAUCUCCGCGAUGUGAAAAUUCCACUAUCACCUUCUUAAGCCUCUCCAAUUCCUCAUUGUUAAUUCUCCUUUGUUUCACUCGAUUAACAUAGUUUCUUAGACUUUGGGAUUUUAGGGUUCCACACGAUGAACCUGGGCAAUCUCAAUAAGGUUUGGGAAAUCAAAGCUCUGAAGAGGAAACCCGGGGAAGAAGAAGCCACUAAGAUGUUGGAGAAGAUCGCCAAACAGGUCCAGCCCAUUAUGCGCAAACACAAAUGGAGGGUCAAGCUUCUCUCUGAAUUUUGGUGAUUCAAAAUUUCCUUUCUAAAUUGUUUUCCGUACCAUUCACUUUCCUUUUGCGUUUACGCUAGUGGGUAAUGAAGGAAAAUAGAAGCAAUGGAGCUAGGAAGAGUAAAGUUUUCAUCUUGGAAUAAAAACCUCGGUUAUAAGUUCUAACCACUAAUGAUAUUUUGCCCAAACAAUCCGGCUCUUCUGGGGUUAAAUGUUGGGGCUGGUGUACAUGUGAAAUUGCGGCUUCGGAGACCAAACAGGGAUUUAGACUUUUUCCCAUUUGAUCAAGUUCUGGAUACGAUGCUUCAUGAGCUUUGCCAUAAUGCCCAUGGCCCUCAUAAUGCCAACUUCUACAAGCUCUGGGAUGAACUUAGAAAGGAAUGUGAAGAGCUGAUGGCCAAGGGAAUAACUGGCUCGGCAGAGGGGUUUGACCUUCCUGGAAGGCGUUUAGGUGGUUACUCUUGGAAACCUCCACUUUCAUCUCUCCGUAAAACUGCAGUGGCAGCUGCAGAAAAGAGAAAACGAUUAAGAUCCCUUCUUCCAUCUGGACCAAAACGACUAGGUGGUGAUAGUGUUAUAAUGGAAGCACUUAGUCCAGUACAAGCAGCUGCAAUGGCUGCAGAAAGGAGAUUACAGGAUGACAUAUGGUGUGGCUCUCAAUCUUGCAAAGAUUUGGAUCUCGAAGAUGUCAACCACGAAUUUACUGAGAAUCUUGUAGAUAAGGAAAAAAAUGUAGGAAGCUCAAGAUUAACAGACAAUUCUACUCGACCUUCAAAUCUGCUAUCUCGAAAAAGAGGUCGUGAUAUGGAUUCAAGUUUAUUUGUUAACUCAUCUGGUACUCCUAAAAUUAUGGAUUUGACUCCGGAUACACCAAAAAUUGGAUCUGCCAUUGAACAUCAGACUGGAUCCCAACAGAGAUGUAGUGGAUUGAAAAGCAUUUCAAAUUCUCAACCCAAUAUGCAGGCAGGAUCUAGUUCAGCAAAACUAUCAAGGCUGUCUGUGCCACCAUCUGAUGAUAAUAGAACACUCCAUUCUGAAGAACCUGCAAUGUGGGAGUGUACAAUGUGCACUUUGUUAAAUAAAGGUUUGGCUCCCAUUUGUGAGUUGUGUGGCACACAACAGCCAAAAGAUGUUACUACCAAAUACAACACUUGGUCUUGUAAAUUCUGUACUUUGGAAAACAAUGUGAAGUUGGAGAAAUGCUCAGCCUGUGACCAGUGGAGAUUUUCUCAUGGCCCACCAGUGUCAACCCGAGCCCCCAACCUUGGUACUUAGCAGCAAUGUGUAAUUUUCUUGAUGGAUCAAUUUUAUUAUUUUUUGGCCUUAGUCCUCACAAAAUUGAAAAACCUUCACCUUUUUAUUUAUUACUGCCCUUGUAUCUACUAUACUCCCGUGAAGGAGUUCAAAAAUUAGCACGAGUACCUAAGUUGUUCCAUACUCGUAUAUAAUAUCAUAUUU